Messenger RNA from Fusarium mangiferae, 291 nucleotides. RefSeq lists its product as uncharacterized. The record is from RefSeq and is a predicted model, not a curated record. The transcript is spliced from 2 exons. NCBI's taxonomy places the organism in Eukaryota, Fungi, Ascomycota, Sordariomycetes, Hypocreales, Nectriaceae. The coding region runs from base 1 to 291 and encodes 96 amino acids.
AUGUCCCGAUUCUUGUUGCAUCGAAGGAUGGGCCUUGAGAGAAUUGUUGCAAAGGACAGAUCCAUCACCGCCUUCAUCAUGAGCAGUGCAUCUACCUCAUAUCCCAUGCCCGACAGCUCCUCCUCGAUGCCGAAAACCCAGUUACGGGUCAGGGAUCCCCUUCUACGUAUGCCGCCACUCUUCUUGGAGAAUGGUCACAGAACACACGAGCCUUCGCGCAAUGAUAUACACCGCGAUACCGUCCUACCAAAUUUAAGAAGCCCAGUUUUGUGUUUAAAUCUCCAGCACUGA